Molecule: messenger RNA, 1368 nt
Organism: Beauveria bassiana ARSEF 2860
Lineage: Eukaryota; Fungi; Ascomycota; Sordariomycetes; Hypocreales; Cordycipitaceae
Exons: 3
Coding region: 1-1368 (455 amino acids)
Biological process (GO): protein import into nucleus
Cellular component (GO): cytoplasm
Source: RefSeq, a predicted model, not a curated record
AUGUCGCUGCCACCCAACGUCAUCCGCGUCAAGCGCAAGCGGGUGGAGGAAUCGCCCGUCACUUUUCUCCAAAUUGACCAAGGCGCGAAGCGACACCGCAGCGACAGCAGCCACUGGGUCUACCAACGACGAGGCGCGACGGCGCAGCAGCAGCGGCAACAGCAACAGCAGCCACAGUCGAAGCCCCAGAUUCAGCUCUCAACGGCCAAAGACGAUGCGGGCGAUGCAGGCACACAAAAUGCGGCGCCCCAGCAGCAGACACAGGACUCUAGGAAAUUGGCACUAGCGGCGUCGUCUGAGCCGCGCCGCUUCCGCGUCUCCAAGGCGAUGCUGGCCGCCGCCGCCGCCGCCGGGAGCGGUGGCGCUGCGGGAGCGGUUUCAAAAAGGGACAGAUAUGGCACGCCGACGCUGUUUGUAGAGCGCUCGAGACGGAAGAAGCUCGCGCCCAAGCCGCGGCGCAGCAUGGUGUCCCUGCAGAGCCCGGACGGCGACGCGGCCGCGGCCAAGGACGUCGAGGUCAAGGCCCUCAAGCGGCCCGGCGUCGCGAGGCGAGCCCGCGAGGCCGCCAAGACGAAAGCGGCUUCCACCGACGACGACGGCGGCGAUACUGCUGCGAAACCGACAACGAGUAGUGCUACCACUGCGACUGCGAACCCGCUUCCGCCGUCGCUGACGAAUCGCGCCGCCGAAGACAUGCGCAGGAUAACCGCCGACAUGAAUGAGUGGGUGAUGCGCGAGAUGGGCGCCAACCUGCAGAGCAUGGAGGAGGAGCGGAAACGAGUCGCCGCCGCCGCGCCGCUCGCGUCGCCGUCGCGGUUCAGGCCCAAGGCGCCGGCGCAGCGCUACCACGAGCGUCACCCCGAGGUGCCCGCGCCGGGCAGCCCCGCGGCCACGGCCACCGACGUGGAAGGCGACACCAACAUGACGGACGCGAGCGAGGAGGAAGACGGUGACGACGAUGACUGGGUGAUUGAGGAGUAUGUCCGCAUCCCGGCAAACUCGGUGGCGCUAGACGUGGCGCCGUCAGAUGUGGGCUUUUUGGUGCUCGACGGCGAGGAGGAGAGUCUACUGUUUUUUGGAUCGCAGAAUGACGAGGACGAGGACUGGGACGAGGAUGAAGAAGAUGAAAAUGCGGAAAAUCACUACACGGCGGACUAUCCGGAUGAUGAAGUGGAUUCGGAAGACGAGUUCAACCGCAACGCAUACUACUUUCGUAACAUGAAUGCGUCGGAUGAUGAAGAGUACGACCAGGACGACUUUGACGAGGAUGGGGACGCGCGCAGCGCAGACGGCGGGGGCGAGGAUGACGAUGCGCGCAUGACGAGGAUCUUGGAGCAGAUGAAGAGAUUAAAGGCAUUGCAGAGAUAG